Messenger RNA from Liolophura sinensis, 1546 nucleotides. Its product is annotated as cytochrome P450 4A25-like. Lineage: Eukaryota; Metazoa; Mollusca; Polyplacophora; Chitonida; Chitonidae. The record is from RefSeq and is a predicted model, not a curated record. The coding region runs from base 1 to 1530 and encodes 509 amino acids. The transcript is spliced from 12 exons. Gene Ontology annotation, molecular function: oxidoreductase activity, acting on paired donors, with incorporation or reduction of molecular oxygen; monooxygenase activity; iron ion binding.
AUGGCGCUAGCGUGGUCAGCCGGUCUUCUGGUCGAAGCUGUCGUCAUCGCUGUACUCACCUGGGCAGUGGUCAGAUUGGCCGUUUUUCUAAGACAGUUUUACCUCCUAUACAAGGGAGCAGCCCAAUUCCCAAGCCUCCCUAAACACUGGCUGUGGGGAACGAUCCCUACGCUGAGAGAAAUGGGACGGGCGAACUUUAGUCGGUAUUUAGUGGAGCAGACGAAGAAACACGGAAAAGCGUUUGUGUUUUGGCGUGGUUCACUGUGCCCUGAGGUGUUUGUUACCCAUUCGGAAACAGUGGGUCAGAUCCUGAAGACAUCGGAGCCCAAAAAUCAGCGCUUUAAGGCGGGAUAUACUCUGUCCAAACCAUGGUUAGGGGAUGGCUUGUUGAUAAGCAAUGGGAAGAAGUGGGAGCGAAACCGAAAGUUGCUGACACCGGCUUUUCACUUCAACGUCCUGCAGCCGUACAUAAAGGUUUACAAUGAUGCCGUGGACAAUCUUUUACCCAAGUUUCACAAAGCGUCCAAAACCGCUGAGAGUUUCGAAGUGUUUGACCCAAUGGCUCUUUGUACGUUAGACGUCAUGUUGCGGUGUGCCUUUUCUUAUGAGGACAACAUUCAAAGAAAAGCUGGUCUUCACCCGUACGUCAGAGCUGUGAAGAGACUGGCCAAUCUGAUUAGUAACAGAGGCCUGAAGCCACACAUGCGCAUUGACUGGCUCUACGCUCUGACCACAGACGGUAAAGAGUUUAACCAACUGUGUGACUACGUCCACGGAUUUGCCGAUAAAAUAAUAGAGGCCAGGAGGUCAACACUGGAGUCCGUACCGGAUGUAGCAAGAAAACGCCACCUGGAUUUCCUGGAUAUCUUACUCGCUGCGCGUGACGAGUUUGGUGAAGGGCUGUCGAAAGAAGACAUAAGAGCGGAGGUUGACACAUUUCUAUUCGAAGGUCAUGAUACAACUGCCAGUGCCGCCUCAUGGGCACUGUAUGCACUAGCCAAGUACCCCGAUGUUCAGGAGAAAGUAUAUCGGGAAGUUCACGAAAUCUUGGGAGAUCGAGAGUCACUUGAGUGGCCUGACAUACCGAAGCUGAAGUACACAUCGCUGUUUAUUAAAGAAGUGAUGCGUAUGUAUUCUCCUGUCCCCGGCAUUGGCCGCGAACUCUCCAAGCCACUGGAGAUAGACGGCAAAGAAGUCCCGGCCGGAACGGUCAUCAUUAUAUCUUUGCGCACAUUGAAUCACAAUCCUGAAGUCUGGGAGAGUCCAGAGGAAUUUCGACCAGAAAGAUUUUCAGAGGACAAGUUUUCAUCGCGUGACCCUUACUCUUUCGUGCCGUUUUCGGCUGGGCCAAGGAACUGUAUUGGACAAACGUUUGCUCUGAAUGAGGAGAAAGUUAUCGUGUCCAGAAUUGUAAACAAAUUCCGCAUCGUUCUGGACAAGGAACACCCGAUCGUGAUGAUACCCGAAUUGAUAAUGAGAGCUGAACACGGAAUCAAAGUGAAGUUUUUCCCAAGAAACCAGGAUAAGUGAAAAGUGAAAAGUGGAU